UCCUCCCAUCCGUGCGCCUGAGGCAAUGUGUUGAUUGGCUGAAACAGGAUAUGGCUUGAUCCAGGCCACUUUGUUUCCCAUUUGCAGAGCCAGGACUGUAUGCGAACACCAGAUUUGUUUUGAGCACAAUACACAGUACUGAAAAAAAGGAGGAGCAGUUCGCUAAUUUUGACCACAAGGGUUAUUGGAUCAGAAUCCCAGACUGUACCUUGCCAUUACUGCCUGAACUGCGGAAACCGAUCCAAGUCCCAUUAUCUCUUCAUCUAGAACAGCAAUUCUCAAUCCUUUUACUGUUACUUACCCGAUCAGUCUCUGUCUGUCUGUCUAUCUAUCUGUCUUUCUGUCAAUCUGUUUGAAGCUCAUGUUUUUAAACACUUCACACUUUUUUCAUAUUGUUCUUUUUCAAGUCAGGGGGCCUUACCUGAAAAUGGAACUCCAUUUGAACCAAAAACUUCAGCAAAACAAAUGAACACAAAUGUAUUCUUGCGGUAUCACAAAGAUACCGCUGUACUUGUCAGGGACUAUUGUGACAAACAAAAAGCUCUAUGGAUGGGGAAUGUGAUCUUUUACACAGACAACACAUUUGAAGAUGCAUCUGUACCCCUGGUCUAUGAAGGGCAAUAUAAUCUAGAUGGAAAUGUCUCAUCAGCGGCAUUUGUACCACAGUCACAUCUUGUAGUUGUGAUUGAUGGCUUUGCUUUCUUGCAUCUUCUAAAUUCACCCUACUGGACCCAAGUUCAAGGACAGACACAUCCUGUGACUGAUGUCUCAACUCUGCAAUGCUGUAUUGACGAGAAGGAUUUGAACUGCAAGAAAAUAUCUAACACGGUUCUGCUUUACAACAAGGGAAGUGCCAUGGACAAUCAGGAAGUAUUCUUGUCCGAUAAUGGGGGAUAUUCUUAUAUUACACUGCCUCUAACGUCUAGUACAAAGGAGUUUUUAGGAGGUAUAUACACUAUGCCAACAAUAUCAAGCAUGGUGGCUCUGGUAGUAGGUGAAGACAAGAGGUUCUAUUUCCGCCAUGCUACUCCUAAGGACAGCUCUCGUCUGUCUGAUACUUACCCACUAAAAGACAACCUGGGAGAGGUUCAAGUCAUCCAGGUAGCAGGCAUGAGGGGUCAUCUGGUCAUAUGGUCACCACAUAUGGUUCUUUACUCUCCAAACAAUGGUCUGGUAAUUGUGCCUGUAUUGGAGAUUGGAGAAGAGAACAGAAGUCUGCCACCGCCUGGACUUACCGUUUGGGGCAUCGCAACAGCUGAUACUGGAGUCAUAGCUGUAAUCACCAGUGACGGAGUACUGUAUUAUGGUCGACUUAGCUUGGAAGCAGCUGUCAUAAAAUUCCCAAAAAACAUCAUCAAUGACAUGUCUUCACAACUGGUUCCAUUUUUUGAUAAAUACGGGGACUUUGUGAUGCUGCAACCGGCUGCCAUGGUGUAUCGUGCAGUUCCUUUCCAAACAUUCAAAAUCAAUGUGCAGGAGCAGUUAAGCCAAACAACGCCGGCAGUGAUACCUUGCCCUGUAGAGCGGUUUUCUGGCAAUUUUGAUGGGAAGCUGUUCUACAUUGACGUGGGAGGCUUUGUCAAAAUGAUUGUGGUUUAUGUCCCCAUUCCUCUAUGUCCGUUUUUUCCUGUGGCGACUGUAACAAAUGCUGAGGCACUAAUCGCUACCGAGACGAUAGUGGAGGAUGGUGUAACUCCAGAGGGAUAUAAGACAUUUAGAAUGGAUAUUGAUGUUCGUCAACUACCAGAGGCAGGAAUUCCUCAGAAGGAAGUCCUUUCGACGGUCACUGUUGACUUGAUGGAAAGAAAGUUGUCUUGCAAUAACCUCAAUCCUCAGAAAGCGUAUGUUAUCAUUGGGUGCCCACCAUUAAGGCAGAUUCGGGUUAUAAGGAAUACAACAGCUUGCACUAGGGGGACUUUCACCGAAGAACAGCUUCAAGAUGACUUCUCUUACACCAUCCCAAAGGAGGUCUAUGACCCAGAGCUUCACUUCAACCCCAACAUGGCUAAGGAAGAUCUGACCGUCAAAUACAGUUAUACUGACUUUCUUUGCCCCAUGCUGGUGUAUCAUGAUAUACCAUGGAGACCAACCUUUGAACUUUGGCAGGGGGACACUUUUGUGGAGAUUGUGAAGGCUGACUUUGUGAUGUUUGAGAUUCAUGGGAUGCACAAUUACCGGUACCUGCAGACAGCAAAAAAAUGUGUCUCUCAGCCUCAGGACUGGAAUUCCAUGCUGGCCAAUCAAAUAAACCCUGACCCCAACACUGCAUGGACAAGACGUAAUUACAGACGCUGCAACGAUUAUAAUGGGCCACCUUUAACUAAUCCAAAUGCUGAGUAUCAAGUCCUUAACCAGCAGUCAAAAAACAGGAUUGUGUUCUCCAAUUACAACGGCAUGUAUACUUUCAAGGCUGUAGUUGUGGACCCAACUUACAGCUUAUGUUCACUCACCACCACAUUCACUGUAUACGUUUAUGGAGCUUUUCCUGCAAGACUUAUGCAAUCUGUAGUUUCCACUGGAAUCUUCAUUGCAUUGUUUACCGUACUUCUCUGGAUUGGUUACCUCCUGAGACAGAAUUCCCCCUUGGAUUUCUUUCAUAAGCGUGUGACGGAACACCCUACCUCACAAAGUGACAAGCAUGAUGGUUAAAAACAGUUGUUAACUAAUUGUAAUGUAAUGACAUGUAAAUGCAGAAUGCCAUUCAUCUGAACAUGUAUUAAUCAUUUUUUAAUAAAGUUACUUAGUUGAAUGCACAGAGAACUGUUGCAAUGCAAUGUUGUUUUAGAUAUUAGAAUUAACCAAAUUCGAUUAGACCACACCACAAGUUUCAAGAGUUCCAAUCGCACUUAAGGUUUUAUUGGUGGUGUAUUUUCACGCUCAUGAAUGAGUGUCUUAGCAGAAGAAUAAAACUACUAUCUAUGAAUAAUCCCGCUCCCGGCACCCGACGUCACGGUUCUUGUUUCUGGACCAGCAUAAAGUUGGUGCUGAGUUGGAACCAGAGCCAGGUUUAUUUGUGUGGAAAAUCUAAGUACUAGUUCGAGAAUUGGCACGAGCACUGGAACUGCCUUGGUGGAAAAGGGGUAAUUGACUCCGCAGGCUCGGGUCGGGUUCGCACAAAAUAUUUGAAUGGCUGUUGGGCUCGGGCACUAGCCUACUCUGUCGGACGCGGGCCGGGCUCGGAGAGAAAAAUUCGGCCCGAUUCACAAUCUACUGUGGAACCGAGAACUCGAGAGGUGUGUUCCAGUAUACACUGUGUACUGCACGCUACUCCCCACCCUAGUAGGCUAUACAGUAUUUUAAACAGGUAUGCGAACUUCCAUGUUGUGUAGGCUACUACACAAUUACAUGACCAAAACAUUCUAGGAACUUUUACUUAUUAUCACGUGUUAUCAGAAGGAAAGCUUCAUUGGUGUUUACAGAGGAUAUUGAUUUUAUUAACUCAACGAAGAAAUUGCAGUUUUUUUUGUUUGUUUCCAGAAUUAAAGAGAAUUAAUCAGCACAAAACUGAACAGUGAACCAGCGAGAGCAAUGGUGAUUUUUUUAUUUUUUUAUUUUUUGCAUGCAAAGAUUCAAGGCCACCUGAAUUAGUAGUCCAAAGAUUGGACCUAUAAUAUUACUAUCAUAUUAUUCUAAUUUCGUUCUCACUUUAUCAAUCAGUUCAACAUCCCUAAGACAUUCUGGUGUCAUAAUUAUAUAUUUUAUUACACUCCUAUGAGAACCAAGUAUAAUUAUCAUCCCAAACAUUUGACAAGUUAUCCAAAUAAAAAUAAAAAAUUUGCCAAAUUACAACAUUCCCCUCACAUUUAUUUAACAUAUUAAAGCAACAUCAUGUGACAAUUUUACACUGGCUUGUAAUAGCAGAAUGGCCUCUGCCACUGUCACAGCAUGCCUGACUGCACUAUGUAACUUUGGUGGACAGGAUACACCACCUCUCCACCUCACACCAACUAGACCCUUCUGCUAGCUAUAAGAAGAAGUCAGCGCACAAAGAAACUGAGGAAGAUGUUGUCGGAGGAGGCGAGGAAGAAAGAGUAACCAAACUUGUUGGGAAGAGCUAAAAGGACAAAAGUCAGAUGCUGGCCCUCGUUCUGUUGGAAUGCAGGCCAUCUGUGACCGCAAAGACUGCUCCUUAAAUAUACAUCUCUGGAAAAAGUUAAGAGACCACUCCAAAUUUUUCUUAAAUCAGCAUCUCUACGAUGGCAGCCAUUCCAGUGUCUGUUGAAUUCCAACACAGGCACACCUGAUUCUACUUAAUGAGGUACUUAUUAGGUGAUCACCUGAGCCAAAUCUGGUUUAAUGAAAAGUAAAAAAAAAAACAGUGCUGUGGUCAUCGCUAUCCCUUGCAAUAGGACCAGCUGGAUGGCAGAAACAGUGCUAGUAGUACCUCAAAAGUAAUUAGGGGAAAAAAAGUGUCUAUUGACCAAGCCAAAAGAGUUAAAAAGAAAAGUUUUGAGUGAGGAAAAGAAGGGUUAAAUUAUGGUUUUACUGGCAGAGGGAUACAGUGUCAGGUUGCUUCCAUCCUUAAAAUUUCAAAGACAUUAGACAUUAGGGACAGCAAAGCUACAGACCGGCAGAGGACGGAAAUGACUCCCCACUCAGCGGGAUGACCGCCAACUCAUUUGAAUGUCACUCAACAACCGUAGGAUGCAGUGUCGGCUCCUGAAAAAAUUAUGAGGGGGGGGGAUUUUUUUGAUAAUGAUGAAGGCGACCCAUUCAGUAGGUACAUUAAGCAUGACAAUUGUAUCAAUUUGUU
This is a messenger RNA of Clupea harengus (Atlantic herring), 4753 nucleotides long. Its product is annotated as cation channel sperm-associated protein subunit delta. NCBI's taxonomy places the organism in Eukaryota, Metazoa, Chordata, Actinopteri, Clupeiformes, Clupeidae. The transcript has 21 exons. The record is from RefSeq and is a predicted model, not a curated record. The coding region runs from base 466 to 2649 and encodes 727 amino acids. Gene Ontology annotation, cellular component: CatSper complex; sperm principal piece. Gene Ontology annotation, biological process: flagellated sperm motility; sperm capacitation.